Messenger RNA from Lytechinus variegatus (green sea urchin), 2321 nucleotides. RefSeq names its product 6-phosphogluconate dehydrogenase, decarboxylating-like (gene pgd). The transcript has 14 exons. Gene Ontology annotation, biological process: pentose-phosphate shunt, oxidative branch; pentose-phosphate shunt. Gene Ontology annotation, cellular component: cytosol. The coding region runs from base 90 to 1544 and encodes 484 amino acids. The record is from RefSeq and is a predicted model, not a curated record. Gene Ontology annotation, molecular function: phosphogluconate dehydrogenase (decarboxylating) activity; NADP binding. Lineage: Eukaryota; Metazoa; Echinodermata; Echinoidea; Temnopleuroida; Toxopneustidae.
CAUUCUCGCGCUCUGGAUCCCCGCCUUUCAUUUGCUUCCGGUAUCUCCUUCUUGACUGUGACCACGGUGAAAUCUCUCCAAAAUCAACCAUGGCAGAACCAGUUGCUGAUAUCGCCCUCAUUGGCUUGGCCGUCAUGGGCCAAAACCUCGUCCUCAAUAUGAACGAUCAUGGCUUUGUGGUAUGCGCUUUUAACCGUACCGUCGAGAAGGUCGAACGUUUCUUGGAGAAUGAAGCCAAGGGUACCAAGGUUGUAGGAGCCAAGUCGCUUGAAGACAUGGUCAGCAAACUCAAGAAACCUCGUCGGGUCAUGAUGCUUGUCAAGGCCGGAAGUGCUGUAGAUGCCUUCAUCGAUAAACUGGUUCCUCUCCUUGAGAAAGGUGAUAUCAUCAUUGAUGGUGGAAACUCUGAAUUCCAAGACAGUCAGAGGAGAGUGAAGGCUCUGGAAGAGAAGGGCUUGCUGUUUGUUGGUAGCGGUGUAAGUGGAGGAGAAGACGGUGCCCGCUAUGGUCCCUCUCUCAUGCCUGGAGGCUCCCCGAAAGCAUGGCCCUUCAUCAAGGACAUCUUUCAGGGAAUCUCCGCCAAGGUGGGCACCGAGCCAUGCUGCGAUUGGGUUGGUGAGGACGGAGCCGGUCACUACGUGAAGAUGGUACACAAUGGUAUUGAGUACGGUGAUAUGCAGCUGAUCUGUGAGGCCUAUAACCUGAUGAAGGAUGUACUAGGCAUGUCAUGUGGUGAAAUGAGCCAGGUAUUUGAAGACUGGAACAAAGGAGAGCUUGAUUCAUUCUUGAUUGAGAUCACCAAGGAUAUCUUGGCUUUCAAGGAUGCAGAUGGAGCGUAUCUCGUUGAGAAGAUCAGGGACAGGGCUGGACAGAAAGGCACAGGAAAGUGGACAGCUAUUUCUGCUCUGGAUUAUGGUAUGCCUGUUACGCUCAUCGGCGAGGCUGUGUUUGCUCGCUGUCUCUCUGCUAUCAAGGAUGAGAGAGUGGAGGCCAGCAAGCAGCUCGAGGGACCUGCUGCCGCACCAUUCACAGGAGACAAGAAACAGUUCAUUGAAGACAUCAGACAGGCCCUCUAUGCAUCAAAGAUCGUAUCAUACGCUCAGGGAUUCAUGUUGCUGAGAGAGGCAGCUAAGAUCUAUAACUGGAAACUCAACUAUGGAGGCAUUGCUCUGAUGUGGAGGGGAGGUUGUAUCAUCCGUAGUGCGUUCUUGGGCAACAUCAAGGCUGCAUUUGAGAAGAAUCCUAACCUGACCAAUCUCCUACUCGAUGACUUCUUCAAGAAUGCUAUCCACAAAUGCCAGGCAUCAUGGCGAAAGGUUCUAGCAACAGCAGUUACUGUCGGAGUUCCGACCCCAGCUUUCAGCACCGCCUUGGCCUUCUAUGAUGGCUACCGUUCAGCUCGUCUUCCAGCCAAUCUUAUACAGGCUCAGCGUGACUACUUCGGUGCGCACACCUAUGAGCUCCUCUCCGACCCGGGCAAGUUUGUUCACACCAACUGGACUGGUCAUGGAGGAAACGUUUCAUCUAGUACUUACAAUGCCUAGAGUCCUUCUUCCACUCAAGCAGUACAUCAUCAACAAGCACGCUCUCCUCCCAACCAUAUGGUGGCAUCUCCAAAAACAACUGAUUUUGAUAAUUUUUUCAUCAUACACUGAAGGAUGUGACAUCACUUCCAAGUCUACUUCUUUUAAAUCAAAACUCUAGAUAAUAUUAUAUCACAUGGUACUUUUAGAGGGAUUAUUUGGCUGCAUAAAAGUUGCUAUUAUGGUAACGACAAUGUUAAUUACCAUGGUAAAAAUGCAAAAUAGCCAGUAAAAAUGAAUGAUUUUUUUCAAAAUUACAAGUGGAAAGCAUAGAUGUCAUGAUAGUCAUGUUUAUGCUACAGGGCCUAUAUUAAGGGACAUAUAAAUCUAUGUGUACCAGUGCACAAAACUUGGCCUUGCCAGGAAAGGAGGGGAGGCGUGCUUGUUGGAAGUACUUAAGCUGACUUAGAACUUAAGUAUUGUUUUCUUAAAAAAUGGAUGUUAUAUAAUUUUAUACUACAGAGAUAUAAAAAAAGAUUAAUUCAAUAUACUUCUAGAAGACUUUGUAUGAAAUUGCAAAGCACAUUUUCUAUACGAGAUAACAGAUGGCAUAUGAGUGGUGCUUAACGUUAGCUUAGUAGUCGGUGUAUUAUUUGGUUUAACCGUAUUUAUUUACGAUGUUCGUAUUUUGUUUCAUGCUAGUCCAGUUUCACAAACAUCCGGGAACAUGGUUCACUUUAGAUUUGUUACAAUACUGAAUUGCUUAUUAUAAUAAAAUUUGAUGAGAUGUUUUUUCUU